Molecule: messenger RNA, 1168 nt
Organism: Macrosteles quadrilineatus (aster leafhopper)
Lineage: Eukaryota; Metazoa; Arthropoda; Insecta; Hemiptera; Cicadellidae
Exons: 5
Coding region: 227-1168 (313 amino acids)
Biological process (GO): non-motile cilium assembly
Cellular component (GO): ciliary transition zone
Source: RefSeq, a predicted model, not a curated record
GAAUCGAAUCUGUGACUGUGACUGCGUUGGUUGAGAGUGCGUUCUAUGUUUUAUAUUUUUAUUUUUCUAGUCUAAGGUUGUUCAUUCUAUUUUGGACGAUGAGUUAUCUUUUCUGUGCUGCAAUUGUUGAUAAAUAUGCAAAAAAAUAUUUAUAAUAAUGUAAACCAUAGUAAACAUUUUCCUACUUAUUAAGACAUAAUGAUUUAAAGGACAUUAUUAUUUUAUAAUGUUGAAGCAAACAAUGACAACUGUAUCAGACCGGGUCUUCCCUGUUCUUGGUUAUUCCAUAAACCACAGUAAAGGUUAUUAUCCAAACAAAUCACUAGGGAAUGAGAUUACCAGUAAUUUCCCCCUGCAGAUCGCAUUGUUUUUCAACCUCGCUUUCCUUCCUGUUUGGUUGACUACUAUUGGUGUAAUGUUACCUUUAAAGUACUGCAGACUACCGGACUUGUACAAGAUUAUUUUAGUUAUUACUCUAGUUGCAGCAAUUACCAUUGAGAUUACUAGAUUAUACAUGGGCUACCUGGGAAACCUAACUGAGAAUAUCCCAGGGAUGCCAGGGUUCUGGAUGUUGUCUCUACUUCUGCAAGCUCCUCUACAGUUGUUGCUGCUUCACCCCAUGCUGCUGUUCUCUGUUGUAGAGAAUGUCACCCAGACUGUGAUGUGUUACUUGUGUUCCAGAUCCCAGGGUUGGCAGGGUUCUGGAUGUUGUCUCUACUUCUGCAAGCUCCUCUGCAGUUGUUGCUGCUUCACCCCAUGCUGCUGUUCUCUGUUUUGUGUUCCAGAUCCCAGGGUUGGCAGGGUUCUGGAUGUUGUCUCUACUUCUGCAAGCUCCUCUGCAGUUGUUGCUGCUUCACCCCAUGCUGCUGUUCUCUGUUGUAGAGAAUGUCACCCAGACUGUGAUGUGUUACUUGUGUUCCAGAUCCCAGGGUUGGCAGGGUUCUGGAUGUUGUCUCUACUUCUGCAAGCUCCUCUGCAGUUGUUGCUGCUUCACCCCAUGCUGUUGUCCUCUGUUGUAGAGAUUGUCACCCAGACUGUGAUGUGUUGCUUGCUCUGUGUGCAGCUAGUCUCAGGCUUCAUCGCACUGCACAGAGUUGCUAAACACUCCUCUGCCAAGUUCCACAUUGCUCAAUUUUUCAAUGAGAAUGAUAAUAGGGUAAUUCAAUAA